Molecule: messenger RNA, 3204 nt
Organism: Plectropomus leopardus (leopard coralgrouper)
Lineage: Eukaryota; Metazoa; Chordata; Actinopteri; Perciformes; Serranidae
Gene: ddx18
Product: DEAD (Asp-Glu-Ala-Asp) box polypeptide 18
Molecular function (GO): RNA helicase activity; nucleic acid binding; ATP binding
Source: RefSeq, a predicted model, not a curated record
GGAUAGAAGCGAGCAGAGCCCGUUUGGUUUAUUCCGUGGAUGUAUUAUGAUUUAUUCGGUUUAUUCCCGACAGAAAAAGUUUGAGGACCACUGCGUUAAACGGACUCGGAGGAUUUUGCCCAAGUUUCUGAUUUGGAAUCCCGACUUGAAUGGCCGUCCCGUUGUAUUUUUAUGUCGGAGGUCGUUUUAUUCCUGAGUUUUGAGUACAAUGGAGCGCAGCAUUACUGUCUGAAGACUGAUUUUAAAAAAUGAGCGUUUUCUGUCUGGUGGUCCUGUGAAUUUACAGUCAGGCACUGCACGCAGCUACUACGAAGGGUCCUGAGCGCCGCACACACACACACACACACACACACACACACACGUGUGCUGUUACCAUGGCGGACCUUCAGAUGAAGCUCCUUCGGAAGAAAAUUCAGAAAAGAAGCGAAAAGAACAAAGAGCGCAAGCUACUCAAAAGCGAGACAGAAGAAGAGGGGACCGUGAACUCAAACGGACAGGAAACAGAAUGCUGUGAGGAGCCAGCAGAUGCUUGUCAGACUGACAGCAGGCCCACAAAGAAACAGAAAAAGCAGAUAAGGGCACCACCUGAUGGGACUACAUCAGAGGAAACUCCAGUGAAGAAGAAAACAAAGAAGAGGAGAAAGCUUGCCGACGCUGCAGAAUCACCAGAUGAGAAGAAGACCAAAACAGUGACAGAAGCAGAGGAGAAGGAGGAGGAGGAGGAGGAGGAAUCAGGACUAGCAGAUGGAGAGCAGGCCAAUGAAAAACCAGAGGAAGCUGCAGGUGAAGAAGAGGAGGACGAGGAUGAUGGAGAGGGAGAUGAUGAAGAUGAGGAUCAACCAGAAUUACCAUCCGGACUGACAGGAGCAUUUGAGGACACAUCCUUUGCCUCUCUUGCUGGGCUGGUGAGCGAGAGCACGCUGAAAGGAGUGAAGGAGAUGGGCUUUGAACACAUGACUGAGAUCCAGCACAAAAGUAUUCGUCCCCUGCUGGAGGGAAGGGACGUUCUAGCUGCUGCCAAGACGGGAAGUGGUAAAACCUUGGCCUUCCUCAUUCCAUCUAUAGAGCUCAUCUACAAACUCAAGUUCAUGCCCAGAAACGGCACUGGCGUAGUGAUCCUUUCACCCACGCGCGAGUUGGCGAUGCAGACUUACGGUGUGCUGAAGGAGCUGAUGACGCACCACGUGCACACCUUCGGUCUCAUCAUGGGGGGCAGCAACCGCUCAGCUGAGGCCCAGAGACUGGCCAACGGAGUCAACAUCUUGGUGGCCACGCCGGGCCGUCUGCUGGACCACCUGCAGAACACUCCCAGUUUCAUGUACAAGAACCUGCAGUGUCUGAUCAUUGAUGAGGCCGAUCGUAUCUUAGAGGUCGGCUUCGAGGAGGAGCUGAAGCAGAUCAUCAAACUGCUGCCGAAGAAGAGACAGACGAUGCUGUUUUCAGCCACUCAGACCCGUAAGGUGGAGGACUUGGCUCGCAUCUCCCUGAAGAAAGAACCCCUCUAUGUCGGCGUGGAUGACAACAAAGACAAUGCCACUGUGGACGGCCUGGAGCAGGGUUACGUGGUGUGCCCGUCAGAGAAGCGCUUCCUGCUGCUCUUCACCUUCCUGAAGAAGAACCGCAAGAAGAAGCUCAUGGUGUUUUUCUCAUCCUGCAUGUCUGUGAAGUUCCACUAUGAGCUGCUCAACUACAUCGACCUGCCCGUCAUGGCCAUUCAUGGCAAACAGAAGCAGACCAAACGCACCACCACCUUCUUCCAGUUCUGCAACGCUGACUCGGGCAUCCUGCUGUGUACGGAUGUGGCAGCUCGAGGUCUGGACAUCCCCGAGGUGGACUGGAUCGUCCAGUACGACCCUCCAGAUGACCCCAAGGAGUACAUCCACAGGGUGGGCAGAACAGCCAGAGGCAUCAACGGCAGAGGCCACGCCCUCCUGAUCCUUCGACCAGAGGAGCUCGGCUUCCUGCGCUUCCUCAAACAGGCCAAGGUCCCGCUGAGCGAGUUUGACUUUUCUUGGAGUAAAAUCUCUGAUAUCCAGUCCCAGCUGGAGAAGCUGAUUGAGAAGAACUACUAUCUCCACAAGUCCGCGCAAGAGGCCUACAAGUCCUACGUGAGGGCUUACGACUCCCAUUCGCUCAAACAGAUCUACAGCGUCAACACCCUCAACCUCCCCAUGGUGGCGCUGUCUUUCGGCUUCAAAGUUCCUCCAUAUGUCGAUCUGAACGUCAACAGCAGUAAAGGUGUCAAGUUACAAAAGCGUGGCGGCGGAGGAGGUUUUGGAUACCAGAAGUCUAAGAAUGCACAAAAAUCCAGAAUCUUUAAACAUGUCAAUAAAGGAAAGGGAGACAGGAGGCAGUUCUCCCGCUGACUUUCAGAUGAACUCCUCCUGCUUUGAUCCCUCUUCUGUGUAAUUGAUGAACUGCCUCCUUUAUUACAUGAACCUCCUGCUUUGGAGAGGGUGCUAUGUAGUGUGUUGGGCACAUUAAUUAGGUCCAGCUGUCCUCUCGGGAGUUGUGUAUACAUGUUUUGUAAAUGUAAUGUUAUGUUGAAGAGGCCGUUGCAUUCCCUGUGUGUGCCACUGUGGACUUCUGAUCAACAAUAAUACACACUUUUCUAAUGUUUUUUCAUUCCACCUGACUGGAAUAUUAAAUCUCUAUUGGCUUUAAAUAUAUACACUUUGCCUCAUGUUCUGUAAAGUUUACUGAUACUCACUACAAUGAAGUUACUUGAUUGAAACCAAAACAGGUCCUUAUGUACAUUUUUUUUAAUCAUACAUCACAUUACAGUAUCUUUACACUCCUGCAGAGGUGAAGGACUCUUCCUAUGCAUGCGAUCCAAAAAAGCAACAGGCAGGCACACAAUAGGUUGUGGGAUCAUAAGGUACACAUUAAAAAGUUUAAUACACCUUUUAAAGUAAAUCACAAAUUGGUUAUCAGUCUCCAGAAAUAAAUACAGAAACCAAAUACUCUAUUUCAGGGUUCUGUAUGCAACAUUCACAUGUAAAUAUAGCAGGAAACCACGAUCUGCCUAUGGAAAGAUGAAGUGAUUUAAUGGUAUCCUGAGUAGAAUCAAGCUCCCUCUGUGCACUGGAAUCUGAGCUUCUCUGUGGUUUGUUGUGAGCUAGGCUGACCAUGCAUGCACAAGAGUGCAUGGCACGGACUAGCUCAUCGCUGCUGCUCUGUACUGCACUCAUACACUCCUAACAU